Molecule: messenger RNA, 10414 nt
Organism: Scaptodrosophila lebanonensis
Lineage: Eukaryota; Metazoa; Arthropoda; Insecta; Diptera; Drosophilidae
Gene: Rbcn-3A
Product: dmX-like protein 2
Exons: 15
Coding region: 73-10182 (3369 amino acids)
Biological process (GO): vacuolar acidification
Cellular component (GO): RAVE complex
Molecular function (GO): protein binding
Source: RefSeq, a predicted model, not a curated record
GUUAGAAACCAAACCAAAGAACCAAGAAUACUACUUUGUGCGCUGUGAUGUGAUAUUCAAUUGUAAAAAAUAAUGAAUUGUCAUCAAAUCCUAAGUGGUGCCUGCAAUGCAGGUGACCGGUGCUUCGCAAUUGGCUCCGUGGAAGGCAUACCUUUUACAGCAUACGCGGCUGGCUGCAAUGUUGUCAUACUUGCAAGCACCUUCGACCGUGUCCAGAUCAUACCUGGCGCGAAUCAUGGCUACGUUAAGAUUUCGGCCCUGGACUGCAGCACCGAUACCGGUAAAAUAGCUGCUGCCUAUGAGAAUAAAAUUUGCAUUUUCGAGCCUACGCCGGUAAUUGAGUCCAGCAAGCAUAACACCCACUUUCUGGACUACAGGUGGGUUCAGACUGGAUCGUUUACCAGCCACUCGAAUGUGGUGACGUUAUCUUGGAAUUUGGAGGGUACACGCCUACUAACAGGCGGCACCAACAUACAGUUAUGGAAAAGCAAAUCCCCAGCGCAUCCGCAUGAGGAGGAGCAUACAGCUGUCAAAUUCGAGAUAGGCGAGAGCAAGGAAACCAAACAAACACCUAACGCCGGGUCGGAUGAUGUCUCCACAUGGGAGAACAUUUGGUCCUGCCAAACGGCCAUACCCAUUUACCACAUGGCAUUUAGUCCCGAUGGCACACUUUUUGCCACCUGUGGUCGCAACGACAGACUGGUCAAGAUCUGGUAUGAGAACAAACAAGUGCUCUUUCCAGCCAAAGGCAACGCCAAAAGCACCAGCAACAACAACAGCUCCUUCAACGCCAGUGAGGAUGGUGGGGGCCUUGGGGGUGAAUUAAACUUCACAUACGUUUACAUUGCACAUCCGCGUGCCGUCUCUAAUAUUGUCUGGCGCAAGACUAGCAAAUAUAUGCCCAAGGGCUCGGUGGCCAAUAUGUUGGUGACCUCGUGUCUGGACAAUAUUUGCCGUAUUUGGAUUGAAACAGUGCUGCCCGAUGAUGGGCUGGUCAAUAUGACGCAAUUUGAUCCGUUGGCCUCACAGAAUCCCAAGUUCCGAACGCAUCGGCAUAAACAUCGCUUCAUGCAGAGACUAAAGCAUAUGAAGACUUGCUUUCAUCUUCGCCGGCACAUGAAAGCGGGCGCUAAUGCCACAAGCCAGAGUAGUGGUGGCGGCACCGGUGGCGGGGUUGGCACAGGCAUUGGCUCCGGCUUGGGAACAGUAGGCAGCCCACCGGCCAGUUUUAGUAACUAUCAGGGUCCCAUACCAUCAUUGCCAUCCUCGUGCAGUGUCCACGACUUUCAUUCGUAUGGCUUUCACGGGUCUGGGGUGACACCUGGCAUGCAUUUUCAUUUGGCCGCCAGCAUUAAUGCCGAAACGGAUAUACCGCUCGUGCCGUCCAUGCAAACUUCGGAUCCGGCCAAUCAGAAUGUCUUUAUCUUGCACUGGCUGAACAAUAAGGAGAUGCACUUCACACUGCAGGCAGAGGCCAUAUUGCAAGAGUUAACCAAAAAGGUAAUCGACGAGGAAAAUGGCGGUGGACAUGGCAGUGCCGGCAACGCCUCCACUGCUGGUGGGGGCGGCGUAGACAUACCCGAUGAGGCGGCACAUAAGAAGUUUAUUCGUGCCGCCUCUAAGUCCGUAUCAGUCGAUGACAGUGGUGAAGAGUACAGUAAAUAUUCUCAGCAUACGGCUGGCACAGGUGCUGGAAUGCAUCUGAACUCAAUGUCCAAUACAACGUCGCAAAAUUCGCUGAACAACGACAACCAUAAUCCGUUGCCACAACUGGUCGAUUCGCUGGAUAAUAAGAUUGAAUGUCUACUGCGCGAUUGGCAUCAGAGUCCAGACUUACUCUUCGCCAUACAUCCAGUAGAUGGCAGCUAUUUGAUCUGGGUCAUCGAGUGGCUGGAUGAUUACUAUCCUGGAUCGUUUCGGCAGGCGCAGGUUUCCUUUUCCACACGCAUACCUUCGGCCUUUCCGCUUGGCGACGCCAUGUCCAUGUCCACUACGGUCAGCCUCUUCAAUACGGGCUCGCAUCCAUUGGCCUUUCGCGACAUUGCAAAUAAUGUGAAGAGCAAGGAUGAGUUUCAUAAGAGCGGAACGGACGAUGGUUCCAUUAAGAGUGAUCAGCACUCCAGUACAACAUAUGAAAAACGCGAUGAGGAUGCCGAUCAAGAUGAUGGCGCAGGUGAUACAGAUGCUGGAGCUGAUCACAGUGUCGCAGCAAGCAGUGGCGAGAAUACGACCACACAGGAUGCUUCCGGCGCACUACCAUUAAAUGUCUCACCAUCAGUGUCGAUGGUGACCAAGCACUCCAAUGGCACUCUGAAUCUAUGGCAACUGACCUUUGCCUUCAAGACAAAGUUCACUCAAGUUCUGAGCAUUGGUCACGUGAGUCGGGCCUCUGGACAUCGUUUCCGUGUGAACGACAUCACCUGCCAUCCGGUGUUGCCCCUUCUUGUCUCCACAUCGCAUCACAAUUUGCCCGAUUCGGAGACCAAAUCACCGAUGUCACCAUUUGAGCAACCACUAGCUGGUAAUGCCGGUGGAUCCAAUUCCAGCAAUGGUGAAAAAGAUAUUUUCACGCCUACCGGCUUUUGCUCCGAGCUGAUUCUGUGGCGUGUAGACUCGGUGGGGCCACUCUGUCAUUCUGGUGGCGUUAGCGAGCUGGCACGAAUUAAUUCGCCCGAGAUUUCGGCCUUCAGCAACGUGGCCUGGAUACCAACACUGUUGCCAAGCACCACCUUGGGUAGCUACAGCAAUUCACCCUCGGCUUGUUUUGUUGCCAGCGAUGGGGAGAAUUUGCGCGUCUAUCAGGCUGUGAUUGAUGCACGCACUUUGCUAGCCGAGAUCUCAUCAUCCGAAAACCUAAACACUUUGCACAAAUCGCAUUCGCUGUCUUCGAUGAUCUCGAAUGCAUCGUCAACGAUGAAAGCGCACCGUUCGGCCCUGCACGACAAGCUGAAGGUGGUAUCUCAGCAGUCGACUGCGCGACCAGGCUGCAUUCUCCAGUUAGAUGCUAUAUCGGAGGCCAAGCAUGAUUGGCAAAACACGCAGUUUUUGCAUGUGUUCCAAGCCCAGCUCAUAACGGGUGGCCAACGUGCAUCAACGUCUGACGCUCACGAUCUGGAGGAGCCUAAGAUGAAUGCCUUGCUCGAAUCGGAUAUGGAUGCCAUUGUGGACUUACAGCGCAACGCAGAUUUUGAGGAGCCCUUCUAUAUUGUGAACAUCGAAAAGACCCUGCGAGGCAGCACAAUUCACAUGUGGUGCAUUGUCAUCUCCUCAAAACAGCAAUCUUCGUUCCUCUCCGAAACUGCAAUGUAUGUUCCCGACAGUAAUUUGACACAGGAGCCGGAUGAGAAUGAAGGCGGUGGUGGGGCACGUCGCAUGUCCCAAGGAGCUGAGACGCUGACAGGUGCUGAGCACUUUGGUGCGCAUGUGGAGGCGCCGCAUAUUUCCAUAACAACUAAAAAGGUGUGCACACAGGAGCUGCCACUGCCCGAGGGUGUCGACGUGAUACACGCCUCACCAGCGGCGGGCCAUCUGAGCUCCUCCUCCAUUUAUCCAGCUUGUUUUGCACCCUACAUUAUUGUAACUGCUUGUUCGGACUCGAUUUCACGGUUCUGGAAGUGUGAGCCCGUGAAUGAUGGUGAAGCGGAAGGCGAUGCCUAUCGCUGGUCCGAAUGGAAGAUGUUUAGUCGUAUCCAAGAGUCAGCCAUUGAAAUACCCGGACAGCCAUUAAACAUCAGUGCUGCUUAUUCCGGACGCAUUGCCUGUGCUUAUAAGUAUGGAAAGAGCUUCACGCGUCCCAAUAAGGGUGACCCGGAUUCACGCUACGUCAACCUCUGUGUGGCCAUUUAUGAGUGUGAGAGCUCGGGCGGAAGUGAAUGGGUUCUGGAGGACACCAUACACCUUAAGAAUGUCCAUUUGCCCCGUAUUAAUAUCGGUCAUGGCAUCGAUCUCAGCUAUCUGCACGACAGUCGACUGCUGGCUAAAAAGCAGCGCGUUAAUCAGGUGCUGCACACUUUUGCCCACGACGAUAGCCGUUCGCCCCGCAGCGGAGAGACUACACCGGAGCUGGCUGUCAAGCAGGCAGCUGCCUCCGGCUUGCUGACAGUGCCCAGCUUCAGUACUUUGCAGUCCUUGCGCAAGAGCAUUGCCGAGAAUGGCAACACCUGUCCGUUGACUCAAAAACAUUUGGUGCAACUGGAUUGGGUGUCCAAGGAAGAUGGUUCUCAUAUAUUGACGGUGGCCGUCGGCAGCAAGAUCCUGCUCUACACACCCGUAAGCUCGGAUGUUGCACAGGCAAACAUAAAGGCCAUGAAGGAGUCGCGUUCGGUCAAUCGUCCGAUCCUACGCAAAGCUAGCUCCUUGGCCCAGCCCAAUUUUGUGGAUGAAAUUCGUUGGAUGAAGCUGCGACAGAUCGAUUUACAAACCGCAGAUGGAUUGCCGCCCUUGCCCAUGCAAAUAUCCUGGGUACGCGAUGGCAUACUGGUGGUUGCCAUGGACUCCGAAAUGCAUGUCUACUCGCAAUGGAAGCCACAUUAUAAUCAGCAUUUCUUGGGCAGUGCCGAAGAUGUGCCCGACACGCGUAAUCUCAGAGAUGAGGACUUGCGCUCACUGGCCAAUGAGUCGACACAAUUGCGUCUGAAAACGGUUGCCUCUAUGCCAUUGAUCAGCAAGGUGAGCACAGCUAAUCUUCAGCUGUUGUCUCAUGACAAGAAGCGACGUCUUGGAAAUAGCAGCAUGGGCGCCAUGCCAGCCUCCAGUGCCGGAGAUGCCGGCAAUGAUGAUUACAUGACGGACUUUGGCCUGUUUCAGGCCUCACGCAUUGCCUGUCCCGUCCUACCUCAAUACCAUCCCAAACAACUGAUGGAGUUGCUUAAUUGUGGAAAGAUUCGUUGGGUAAAGGCCAUUCUGGCGCAUCUGGUGCGUUGUAUGAGCGGUCCAAGCACUGUGGGAGGCAGCGGUUCUGGACAGGAUGAGGAUGGCUCUGCCCGUCAACGCAGCUGGUCACGUUCACGCACGCUAAGCAUUAGCUAUACUGCAGAUACGAAUAUCCAGGCUGAGCAUCGGGGCUCCACAACCCAAAUACCCGAGGAACUCAUGCUAGACUAUGCUGAGAUUAAUUCCAUACCGCCAUUGCCGCUGUGGGUGCUGCUCAAUGCAGAUCGCGAGACGCCUGGACAAUGCGGUUCCAUGCCCGAAGAUGGCAAGGAUUAUGAGGAGCUCUUCGAUUUGCACAACUCGGAGGAUAAUCUGGAUGAGCUGUUGGGCGAUGGGGAUCAGAAGCGUCAGGAUCGUCGGCUAUCUUUGCCAGAGAAGCAGAGCAUUUCUCAUUUUGGAAUACGUCAGGGUCAGCUAUUGUCACGACUUUUAACGCAUACUCAUCUACCCGGACUUUCCUCUCUGGAUCAGAUGCAUUUGCUCGCUCUGGCGGACACUGUAGCCACAUGCAACACCGAUUUCUCGGAUAAAUUUGCCGCAGACAUUGGCAAAAAUGCUGGAGGGGUACCUAAAGAUCAGGGUGCGAACAACGCUCUAACCGAUUCACUCGAUGACUGUGGUCUGCGCUUCCUGUUGGCCAUGAAACACUUCACCUAUUUGUUGCGCUGCUUGCCCCUGCAGCAGCGAGCGCAAUUCCAACGUCAGGGUGUUGGGACGGCCAACAUUGUGUGGGCCUAUCACUCGGAAAGCGAGGAGGAGCUGCUUAACUUGAUACCCAGCUAUACCAAAGGUGAUCUCAAGUGGGGCACACUGCGCGAUCUGGGCGUGGGAUAUUGGCUGAAGAACAUCAAUACGUUGCGCAAGUGCGUCGAGAAAUUGGCCAAAUGUGCGUAUCAACUGAAGCAGGAUCCACUUGAUGCAGCCAUCUAUUAUUUGGCCAUGAAGAAGAAAUCACUAGUCUGGGGUCUGUUCCGUUCCAAGCGCGAUGAAAAGAUGACCACAUUCUUUGGAAAUAAUUUCGGAGAGGAUCGAUGGCGCAAGGCGGCUCUGAAGAACGCAUUCGUGCUCCUUGGAAAACAGCGAUUCGAGCAUGCUGUGGCAUUCUUCUUGCUGGCCAACUCUCUCAAUGAUGCUAUUGAGGUGUGCAUGAAUAAGCUCGAGGAUUUCCAGCUAGCGCUGAUUAUAGCGCGGCUCUAUGAGGGCGAUGCGGAAGGCAGCUAUUAUCAUAGACUAUUGCAUGAACAUAUUCUGGGCACAGAUGUGGAGACUGGACGCUGUGACAUUACACGAGCGCAUCCUGAUCCCUUCCUCCGCUCCAUGACCUACUGGACCAUCAAGAAGUAUCAGGAGAGUUUGAAUACCUUGCUGUUGAAUGGUGUGGGCAGUUUACAUAGCAGCUACCGUGAGGAGGAUCUGCUGCGUCCAGAGACUCAUGCCACUAAUCCGAAUGUCUUUAAUUUCUACAUUUAUCUACGCACCCAUCCGUUGCUCAUUCGGCAGAACAUUGCGCUCUCGGCACAGGAGAAGCGAAUGGCGCACGUUGUGCUCUCCGGAUUCAGCUAUGCUGGCGAUGCACGCGGCGGGGCUACUGGAGGCUCUGGGCAGAACAAUGAUAAGCAGCUGCAGCUGGAGGAUUCGAUAACGCCCAUUGAGCGGCAAUUGUACUUCACGACGGCGCAUGGACACUUUAAGUCUGGGUGCCCGGCGCUGGCGCUGGAGGUGCUCAACAAGUUGCCCAUGAAAAUAACCGAUGAUGCGGGUAGUAGUGCAGCUAGUCAGACAGCUGGCAAUGAUAAGGAAGAGCUCAUUGUUUCGGGCAUUAUGGAUCAAUGGGGCACCACCAGUAACGAGACAGCACCAGCCACUGCGGAGGCUUUCGAUUGGGGUGCUCCGGUGAGCAAGUCGGAUGCAAACUCUACGUUCGAAAUCAAAUGGGAUGACGAUGAAGAAGAAGAAGCGGAGGAUGAAAAGGAAGACGGUCUAAUAACGCCACAGCCGCAAGCAACACCAGCACCCAAAUCCAACAUCAAAACCAGCGGUGGGGAAAUCAAAAUGGACAUUAUGGCGCAACAGCUGAAGUUUGUCGCCUGCCUAAAGAUCCUCAUGGAAGAGCUGUCGACACUGGCAACCGGUUUCGAAGUAGAUGGCGGCCAGCUCCGCUAUCAGCUCUACAUGUGGCUCGAGCGUGAAGUGGAGGCACUUAAGCAGUUGUGCAAUUACUGCAGCUCGGAGCAGACUGGCGACGGCAGCGAUGAGCAAUCGGGCGAUGCUAAAGACAAGGAUAUGAAUGCCAGCAUCUGCCCCGCUACAGAGCGACCGACACUGCACGAGAUACUCAUGCAGGACAAGCAGGACUUUGAAGCGAAGGUGAUGCGCGCUGCUAAGCGCAAGCGCUGGCUAAAAGCCAACGAAACACUGUUGCGCACACUGCUCAGCUACUGUUCGCUGCAUGGGGCGAGUGGUGGCGGACUGGCUUCGGUGCGUAUGGAAUUAGUAUUAUUGCUGCAGGAGCUGCAGCAGGAGAAGACGCAGCAGCAGCUGCUCAGCCCUCUACCAUUCCCCACCACACUGCCGCUGUUGAGCGCGUGUGUGGCCGGCAACAAGACGGUGAUUGCCGAUCCCAUCAAGUAUUUGCAAUCACAAACAGUGGACAUGCUACAAAGUAUUAUAAAGGUAUUGCCCUUCCCGGGCAUCGAGACGAGUGCGUUGAACGAAAUAUUCGUGUUGCGCGAUCUUGCAGUGGCUCUCUCAUCGUGCAUCUACCAAUCGUUGUGCGAUUCUGAGAGUUUUGUCGUAAAUAAUGCCUCAUUUAAUGGAUAUCAAAGUCCUGGAAUUGAGAAUAUUGCGAAGAUAAACUCGUCCUUUGAGUGCUCCUAUCUGGUAGGCAGUCGAAAUGCAUUUAAUCGACGUCGCAAGUACUCUACUGAUGAGCCGGCGGAGAUCUGCACCACCCCAUCAAAAUGGCCGGGUGUGACAAAUUUGCGCGCGCUGCUCGCUCGUGAAAAGGAUGAGGAUGUGCCUAAGCUAAAUGUCCUGCUACUCGAGUCAUUUGUGUCCACCUACAUGGCGCUGUUCAUUUACUCGCUCUCGACCUGCGACAGUCGACUGCUCUAUCGUUUGAGUGGUCAGAACUUUUCAAAUGAGACCUGGUCCACGCUUUUUGGCGGCGGUAUGAAGAAGCUGCUAAUCAAGCCAGCGGCCCCGCCCCAAUUCCAAACCAAUCACAACCAAAGUCAGAUGCAGUCGAACUCCAUGGCAGCUGCAUCGAAUACUGAUGAAAAUACGGAUGAGAGUGGCGUUUGGAGUACCGUCACCUCCAUUACAAAGCAACGUAUGCGUCUGAAUAUGAAAAUUCUAGGCAGCUUUAACAACAGCACCACCUCGGCCAAUAUGAAGGAAGACAAACCUACGUAUCGUGAGCAAUUUAUGCCGCCAGGAACAUCUAUGUUGUCAUAUUUUCUGACCAAGCCGAUCAGCUCCGAUUACGAUGACUACGAUACGGACGAUUCACAUAAGUCGGACAACGAAGACGAAGAGGAGGAUGAUGAUGACGUCAAUUUGAGUCGCACUCAACUCAAAUCCAAAGACAAUACAGAGCACACAAAUCCCACAUCCUAUAGCUGGAGCAUACUACGUCUGGCGCUAAUCAAGAUCAGCACCCACAAAAUCCAGGAGUUUGUGAAAGUGGCCGGAAUCGAGCUGCAGGAUUUGCCUGUGAUCAGUCCGCUGUCGCACGAAGUGUUGCGCACAUUAAAUCGCUGGCAAGAAUAUGCACUCAACGAUUUGAUAGCACGUGGUCCGCCUUCGCGGAAUUAUAUACCCGGCUGUUAUGCGGAGAGCGGUAUCAAUGGACUGGCCAUACACAAGUAUCGUUCGCUACUGAACAAGGAAAAUACGCCAUUUAUAUCCAGCUCCUCAGCCGGACCCAUACGUCGGCUGUGGAACUAUUUGGUGCGUCAGGAGCCAGCGCAGGAUGUAUUCAUUAAGAGCAUAUUCGGCAAGAAUCCGGAGCCAAGUACACGCAGCUCCCAUCACCAUCAACACGACAAUGAAACCGAUGAGGGUCAUUCGCACUCAACGAACGAAAACUGCGACCAAAUACGCAUCAUCCACAAGGAUCACGAAUCCAUAUUGUCCUUCUGCCUAAAGAGUAAUACCUCUUCCAUGAUUGCCUUUGCCAAUCCGCGCGAGAUACAGGAGUUCGAUAUAUCGCUGCUGUUGGAAUCGCCCAAUUGGUAUGAGGACGAAUGCGAUUACAAUAUGCUGAAUCUGUCCAAAGAAGAGGAUACAAACAGUUCCACAUUCCUCAUCAUCCAAACGCAAGAGCAAAAUCAGUUCGGUACCGGCAACACCUCGACUGAUCCCAGCUCCAGCACACAGAGCGCUUCACAAUCUGGACGCGGCACAUCCAUGCAGGUGCUACGUCACAAGGUGGAUAAUGUGAAGCGCAUGAGCGCACACCCUCUAAUGCCACUCUAUUUGACUGGAGGGCAGGAUGGUUCGGUCCAAAUAUGGGAAUGGGGUCACCAGCAACCAGUCUGUUGUCCUCGCACCUCCGGCACCUUUGCAAAAGUCACUCGCUGUCGCUUCUCCGAGCAGGGCAACAAGUUCGGCAUCGGCGAUGGUGAUGGCAACCUAAGCUUGUGGCAGGCGGGCAUCGCAUCUCAAAACAAUCGCUCCUUUAUUACCUAUCAGUGCCACAAUAAAACGUUGUCUGAUUUCGUAUUUUUGGGCGCCUGCAGUUUGCUGGCCAGCGGUGGUCAAAGUUCCGAAAACAAGAACAUUAACAUUUGGGAUACCUUGAUGCCGCACAAGAAAGCCUGUGUGUCGGCCUUUACCUGUCAUGAUCAGGGAUCGUCCUGCUUGGUGUUUGCACCUCAGCAUCAGGUGUUGAUAUCGUGCGGCAAGCGUGGCGAUGUUUGCGUCUUCGAUGUCAGGCAGCGUACGUUGCGACAUCGCUAUCAAGCACACGAUAGCACCAUCAAAUGCAUUGCUUUGGACCCGCAUGAGGAGUUCUUUGUCACAGGUUCCAUUGAGGGUGACAUUAAGAUCUGGGACAUGAAUCAGUUCAUGCUCAUCAACACUUUCCCGCACGAGCAUGCAAAGAAUGGCUUCUUCAAGCACACCGGCCAGGGUGUCAGCCAGGUGACCGUGGAUCCCUUUGGGCGUCUGUUCUCCUGUGGCUCCGAUGGCUGCAUGAAAGUUCGUCUACUUGUUGAGAAGGAUAAUAUUGUGCACUCCCUGUAUUAAAAAUAAUAAUAACAACAACAGCAACAACAACUACUAUUCUUACAAAGAAAACGAAAUUAAAUAUGUAUUGUAUAUUCGAUGCAGGCAGCUUUCACUUGUUGUGUCUGUGUGCGUGUGUUGUGUGUAAUUAUUUUGUUAAAGGUUCAUUAAUUAUUAUAUAAAUCUUUGUUUGUGUUUUUUCCACCCGAACUAAAAGUUAACGAAUAAACAAUUCGUUUAUGUUCUACGAGUA